Verticillium alfalfae VaMs.102 is the source of this 1881-nucleotide messenger RNA. Its product is annotated as cryptochrome-1. The record is from RefSeq and is a predicted model, not a curated record. NCBI's taxonomy places the organism in Eukaryota, Fungi, Ascomycota, Sordariomycetes, Glomerellales, Plectosphaerellaceae. Gene Ontology annotation, molecular function: FAD binding; DNA binding. Gene Ontology annotation, biological process: entrainment of circadian clock by photoperiod; circadian regulation of gene expression. The coding region runs from base 1 to 1881 and encodes 626 amino acids. The transcript has 3 exons. Gene Ontology annotation, cellular component: nucleus; cytoplasm.
AUGACCGGGGCUCGAGUCAUUUACUGGUUCCGCACCGAUUUGCGGUUGCACGAUUCACCUGCCUUGACGGCGGCGCUGGAGCUCGAGCCGGCGGUGCUGUGGCCUGUGUUCACCUGGGAUCCGCACUACGUGUACCGCGCACGCGGCGGCCUGAACCGGUGGCAGUAUCUACUGGACUGUCAAAAUGACCUCUCAGCUUCAAUCACCAAGCUGAAUCCCAAGUCGAAGCUCUUUGUACUGCGCGAGGGUCCACAGACGCUGUUCCCCAAGCUUUUCAAAGCCUGGAAGGUCACGCACCUUGUCUUCGAGAAGGACACGGAUUCGUACGGUCGUGAGAGGGAUGGCGUCGUCGUGGCGGCGGCGCGGGAGGCCGGUGUCGAGGUCAUCAUGCGUAGCGGUAGGACGUUGUGGGACAGCGACGAUAUCGUCAGAGCGAACGGAGGCAAGCCAACAAUGAGCAUGUCACAGCUGCAGAAGGCCGGCUCUCGGGUCGGCGACAUCCCGCGACCCGUGGCGGCGCCCACGAAACUGCCGGAUCCGGGAGAGAUGCCCGUCGACUUCGAGCAGGAGAGACCGGACACUACGCCGGACUUUAACGCCGCGCAGAGGACUGUUGAGGCUGGAGACCAAGGCUACGCGAGCAUAGCUGGGCCCAAUGGCGACUUUGGCAUCGAAACAAUGGAAGAGCUGGGUUUCCCGAGCGCCACCACCCCGCACCGAGGGGGCGAGUCGAGAGCACUGGAGACUCUGAAAGAGGUCAUGAAGGACGUCAAGUAUGCGGCCACGUUCCGCAAGCCGCAGACGAGCCCUGCGGCAUUUGAGCCGCAGUCGACAACGCUCUUGUCUCCGCACAUGCACUUCGGCUCAUUGUCUGUCAGGGAGUUCUACUGGCAAGCUGUAGAUGCUGUCAAGGCAUUUGGCAAGGGGGCAUCAGGUCCGCCGGAGAGCCUGACGGGCCAGCUGCUGUUCCGCGACAUGUACUUUGCUGCACAGGCAGCGCUGGGUUACAAAUUUGAGCAGACCAGGGGCAAUGCGUACUGUCGAUUCAUUCCUUGGCAUCUGCCGAGCAAGGUGAACACCGAGACUGGACUCAUCACGGGGCAGUAUCAUGUUGACUCUGAAGAGGCGGACCUGUGGUUCCGCCGGUGGAAGGCUGGACAGACGGGAUUCCCGUGGAUCGAUGCUCUAAUGCGACAGCUGGCGGAGGAGGGCUGGAUUCACCAUCUCGGCCGGCAUUCGGUGGCGUGUUUCUUGACGCGGGGCGGAUGCUACAUUGACUGGGAGCGCGGGUGCGAGGUGUUUGAGGAGUGGCUCAUCGAUCAUGAGCCGGCGUGCAACGCAGGAAACUGGCAGUGGUUGAGCUGCGCUGCCUUCUUUUCCCAAUACUUCCGAUGUUAUAGCCCAGUGUCCUUCGGGCAGAAAUGGGACAAGGAGGGCCUCCUGAUCUUAAGAAAGCGGGGUCAAGCUUGGUGCAAUGGCCUCGACGAUAGGGAGGAGGGCACAUAUCCGAAGCCCAUGUUUGACUUCAACGAGCGACGAACAGCGUGCUUGGCCGCAAUGAAGAAGGCAUACGGGGUCGCACUGCACGGGGCGGACGAUCAGGUGGCGGACGGGACGUGGAGGGACAUGUUCGAUGAUGACAAUGGCGAAAUGAUGGACAUGUUCGAAAGCGACGAUGGCGAGCACGCUGAUCAUGGCCACGACCAAGAAAGCGAGCCACCAAAGAAGAGGGCAAAAAAGGAGGCAGACAAGAUCACGCCUGCCAAGCAUGCUGCGACGGAGGGCAGUGCCGAACAGCACGCGUCCAGGGGUGCCAAGGGUGCCAAGGGAGACAAAAAGCGCCAGACGUCCAUCGCAGACCAUGUUCGUCGGGCCAAGUAG